Messenger RNA from Trachymyrmex cornetzi, 2106 nucleotides. RefSeq lists its product as uncharacterized. The transcript has 3 exons. Lineage: Eukaryota; Metazoa; Arthropoda; Insecta; Hymenoptera; Formicidae. The record is from RefSeq and is a predicted model, not a curated record. Gene Ontology annotation, molecular function: nucleic acid binding; RNA-DNA hybrid ribonuclease activity.
AUGUUCAACGAAAUCUUUUCCCGGGGAACAUUUCCAGACUAAUGGAAAAUCUCGCUGGUUAUACUCAUACCUAAGCCUGGCAAUAAGGCUCAGGCUGGCUUCAGGCCUUUCAGGAGCUGCGACGACAACCUAGCCGCUCUUACAACAGCAAUCAGAACUGGCUUCUACGAACAUUCCGUCACGGUCGCGGCCUUUUUGGACAUUACAAGUGCGUUUGACAACGUGGAUCCGUAUAUUCUCUUGGAGGAUCUGAGAGAUAUAGGAGUUCCAGUUCUCUUCAGGAAAUUUGUGGAGAACCUGAUUAGCAUCAGAACCAUGUUUUUUGUAGUCGACGGUGAAUCUCAAGGACCUUAUAUGGCAUACAAAGGCAUCCCACAAGGUUCGACUCUGAGCCCUCUGCUAUUUGAUAUCUAUCUCAGGAAUUUGGGCCAGCAUUUGCAUCCUGACACUCGAUUUCUGCAAUACGCCGAUGACGUGGUGCUCUACUCCACACAUAGGGACCCGAGGAUUGCUGCUGAGUCGAUUCAGGUUUCACUCAACAAACUGUACGAAUAUCUUAAAUAUAGAAAUCUGGAAUUAUCCCCGGGCAAGUCUAGCUGGAUUUGCUUUUCACAAGGACCCGGAAAAAAAACUUCAUCAAAAUUAGUAAUUAAUGAGAAUCAGGUACCUAGAGUUCAUUUUCAGCGCUUCUUGGGGGUUAUUCUGGAUUCCAGCCUUAAGGGUGGCCACCAUCUUAAAUACCUCAUUGAAAAAGGCAAAAAAAUCUCUCGCAUCAUGGCUACCUUGUCGGGUGUUAUCUGGGGCUCCCAUCCGGGUCUUCUGCUCACUCUGUAUAGAUCCACCUUUCGCAGUGCGGUUGAAUAUGGGUGUCGCUAUUUUACUUGGUCCUCUUCUUCGCCGAAUUAUCUCAAACUGGUGCGUUUGCAGUAUAGAGUGAUUAGGGGAGCUAUGGGAUAUCGCAUUUCUACGCCGAUCAAUGUUAUGUUAGCUGAAGCAAAAGAAAUCAGCUUUGACAUUAGGCUCAAUCUAAAUACUUCAAGAUUCAUUUACAAGGCCAUGGCAAGUAGGUUCAGCUUGGUCUACCGUUCCCUGGAGGAGAUGGAGAUAGCGGUUACCAGAAGGAACUGUAGGAUCGACGCCAUCAGCAAAUCCAGAUUAUUCAAGCAUUAUGUAACUAGUCGUGGAGAAAAGAGCAUUAUCCAUCGAUCCACCUACCCACCCGCUUUCUGGCACUCCUACGAGGUCCUUACUCUACAAAUAAAUUACAUCAACGACUUAAAGGGCUGUAACAAGAAGGAUAACCCUAGCCUGACUAAGGCGGAUUUCUAUCACAAAUCCUUUAAUUACAGACAAAACGCCGUCUCCUGGUACACUGACGGAUCAAAGAAUCUAGACGGCGUGAUGGGAGCAGCGGUUUUCACGCCUGACAUGGAGGGAACAGUAAAGCAUAAAUUACCCCCUGAAACUUCAGUUUUUUCGGCGGAACUAUGGGCCAUCCUCCAAGCCAUCCAGCUAAUCGGAGAUCUUAACACUAAGAAGAACGUCAUCUUUUCAGAUUCCGAAAGUGCAUUGGAGGCACUCAGCAACGAAUCUGCAGAUGCUGCGGCCAAACAAGCAGCCAUAGAGGGAUACAAACCCCCCUUCAAGAUUCCUUAUGAGGACCUUCUCACGGAAUCUACCGAACAAGCAAAAAGACAAUCCGAAGAAAGCAUGAAGAUCAUUUCCAAAUCCAAAGGCACUCUGUACUAUGAAAAUUUUUAUAACGCUUCAUCUAAUAAAACAUGGUUCCAUGGAGCCAACUUAUCAAGAAACGAAAUUGUAAUGAUUAACCGUCUGAGGUCAAAUCAUAUAAACGUCAACGAAAGCCUCCAUAGGGUCAACAUGGUGGAGUCUCCUGCAUGUCCCUGUGGUGAUCCCCGACAAUCAAUCAAUCACCUCAUAUUUCAUUGCGAAACCCUCAAUUCUAAUUCAUCUCCUAUAAGAAAUUACAUAGCGCAGAAAUUCCCUGAUCCUUCCCCGAACCUCCUCCCGGCCCUUCGUUCCCCUUCUCCCAAACUAUGUCGCCUGCUCUUGGCAUUCAUGAAGGCCAACGAGCUUUUCUUUUAG